Molecule: messenger RNA, 1252 nt
Organism: Pelagomonas calceolata
Lineage: Eukaryota; Pelagophyceae; Pelagomonadales; Pelagomonadaceae
Source: the annotation of a GenBank genome assembly
UUAACAUACGUGCUAGUGGACGUGUGCCCCGCGCGCCACGGUGACCCGAGAUUUUCGGGUGGUGAUCUGGUGGUGACGCUCCUGCUGCUCUGCAACUCUGCUGCCCUGCACCUGGCCACCCGCACUCCCUGCCUUGGGAUUUGUUCGGAUUGAGCUCGACGCUGGGCCAUGUCGCUCUUCUUUCCACCCAAUCGGGGGCAAGGGCUUAACCCCUGGGGUUUGUUCGUACCACCCCUGUCGGCGGGCCGGGGUUACGGGCCGGGCUCAACCGCGGAGGACGCACCACCACCCUGUCGCACCGCGGGCUGCCGCUGGCACGGGCACCCGGAAUUCGGCGGCCUAUGCUCGACCUGCGGGGAGGGCUGGACCCCUCAACGCCUCGAACAGCUGCGUUUGCUGGCAAAGGAGGCAGAGGAGGAGACGCGCGCCCGCGACUUCGAGGACUGGGACGAGCCCGGCGUGACGUUUUCGCCGCAGGAAUACGAUUGGCUGCGGCGCGGCGUCGAGCGCUGGGCCGCCGACCGUGUUCCCGAUUCAUUCGGCGCGAUGACCUUCGUUUCCAAGCUGCUCCUCGAGUCUCAUCGGCUCCUCACGCCGGAGCAGGCGCGGGGGCUCUGGCGGGCCGUGGAGCCGGUGGUGCUCGACGUCCAUGAUCAGAUCGCCGGCGAGGCGCGAUCGAAAUUCGUCGUGCUCCUGGCGAGCUUCCUGCGCUCCCCGGAACGCUGGUGCCGCAUCCCGCCUCACGUGCGCGAGGAGUUCUGGCCCGACGAAGCUAAGCACGGGGGAACUUGCACUUGGAGCGUGUGCGCUCCGUACACAUCGGGUAGCGGGGGAUUUCCCUACAACGAGAUUCUGCGGAUGCGCCUUCCGCUUUUCCGGGAGUCGAAGCUAAUGGCCGCGGCAUGCCUCCGGAGGACGACCCUUCCUGAGUCCGUUAAACGCCGCAUCAGAAAUGCAAGAGGGCGCCCGGGCCCGGACAUUCCGCCCCUCCUCGUCAAGCGCAUAUUUCUCUGGUGUGCGCCGGGCUGGUUUGCGCCCACUCAAGCGCGUCCGGAAUAUAGCCGUUGGAUGUUUGCGCCCAAUCAAGUGCGUCCCGAAGCUAGCCGUUGGAUGGUGUGCAAUGCGUUUCGGUCAAGUGGCGACGACGAGUCUGGGGAGUGGUUCAACUUUCUGGAACACAUGCGACGCCGCUCGUGACAUGGGAGAAACCGGACUCACCGGGAGGACGACUAGCCUAAGACAUUUACACACU